UUUUAUAGUGUGUAGUGAAUUUCUCUAUUGUAAACCAAAACGCGCGUUUCAUAUUAGACUAUAAAAUGAGACGCAAAUCCAAACCCUAAUUUCUACCCUACUUCACCGCCGCUCGCUUCUUCACACUCUGGUGUGCUCUUUCGGUGUAGCUUAAGAGGUUCGCGAUAGUAAUUGAGAAAAAUGAGUCGAGGAGGUGCAGCUAGUGCCAAGGGAAAGAAGAAAGGGGCGACAUUCACCAUCGAUUGCGCGAAGCCUGUGGAGGACAAGAUCAUGGACAUUGCGUCUCUCGAGAAGUUUCUUCAAGAGAGGAUUAAGGUCGGUGGCAAGGCCGGCGCUCUCGGCGACACCGUCACCGUCGCACGUGAGAAGACCAAAAUCAUCGUUACUUCCGAUAGCAACUUCUCCAAACGGUACCUCAAGUACUUGACUAAGAAGUACUUGAAGAAGCACAAUGUUCGGGAUUGGCUCAGAGUGAUUGCUUCUAACAAAGAUAGAAGUGUUUAUGAACUGAGGUACUUCAACAUUGCUGAGAAUGAAGGAGAGGAAGAAGAUUAAUCUUGUUAUCGGUUUUAUUCAUUUAAGAACCUUGUUUACCAAUUUUCUCAGUGUUAGCUUCUCUUUUAGCUUGUGCUAUGUUGCUUCGUUUACAUUAGUUGCGAUUAAACAGUUUUGUUUUUUCAAGAGUUUGAAUUCAGAACAGAGUUCACAUAUUAUAUUUUCAACUUUUGCCUUUGAUACGGUUCCAUUGCGUUAUUAAACAAAUUGUUAGAUCACCUUA
Molecule: messenger RNA, 778 nt
Organism: Cajanus cajan (pigeon pea)
Lineage: Eukaryota; Viridiplantae; Streptophyta; Magnoliopsida; Fabales; Fabaceae
Product: large ribosomal subunit protein eL22z
Biological process (GO): cytoplasmic translation
Cellular component (GO): ribosome
Molecular function (GO): structural constituent of ribosome; RNA binding
Source: RefSeq, a predicted model, not a curated record